Messenger RNA from Trifolium pratense (red clover), 1074 nucleotides. Its product is annotated as protein FAR1-RELATED SEQUENCE 5-like. The record is from RefSeq and is a predicted model, not a curated record. NCBI's taxonomy places the organism in Eukaryota, Viridiplantae, Streptophyta, Magnoliopsida, Fabales, Fabaceae. The transcript has 2 exons. The coding region runs from base 276 to 983 and encodes 235 amino acids.
UUAAUUGUUUAAUAUAGGGAUUUUACAAUUUUUUUCACUCAGUUGUUCUUGCCUUCUUCGACACACCCUCCGACGAGGACGGCGAAGACCAACCCGACCACCACAUCAGAAGUUUCAACGUAACCACACAAUUUUGACCUAUCCUUCCAUCUCCUUCCUUAAUUUUCCUCUUUUGUUCAUCCCUCUUUUCCUUCCUCACCGUCGACGGCGACGACCACCGCUACCAAAAAUUAUUGCACGAGUUCAUCUCUUCAAGUUGUCACAAAUAAUUCUAAAUGGCUGCAAAUGAUGGAGAUAUAAAUGGUGAAGAAUUGGCUAGUGGUAAUAAUGUCGUUAAUGAAGAAGGAAAAGAGGACAUGGGUACUUAUAAGGAUAUUAGUGAAUUGACAAAUGAUGAGAUAAGAGGAUUGGAAUUUGAUUCAGAGGAACAAGCUAUACAAUUUUAUCAAAGCUUUGCAGAAUUUCAUGGGUUUGUAAUAAGAAAAGAUGAUGUAAGACGUGAUGAUGAUGAUAAGAUAGUUGUUCGUCAAUUAGUUUGUAAUAGAGCGGGUAAGAAUAGCAAGAAGGAGGGCCGUGGAAAAGUUCUGAAGCCGAACACUAGAACCGAUUGUCCUGCAAGGCUUCGAGUAAAUUUAAAUGUUGAGACUGAUAAGUGGACAGUUUUUGCAUUUGAGCCCUGUCAUAACCAUCCCCUAACGCCGACACGUUAUGUUCAUCUGAUUCCUAAGUAUCGUCGAUUGAGUGGUUCCGAUAAAGCCCUUGUUGAUGGCCUGCACACACAGGGUGUUAGAACUUGUCAUAUUUUGGGUUUUAUGUUGGCUCAAAAAGGUGGUUAUGAAAAUCUGGGAUUUUGCAAGAAGGACCUAUAUAACUACUUAAACAAUCAAGAAAGGGCAACAAUAGAAGGUGGGGAUGCUUUUGCUGCUUAUAAGGAAUUUGCCAUGAUAAAAUUAAAGUCUGACAUUCCAGUGACUUUAAUCUGACAUUCCAGUGACUUUAAUUUUAUCAUGUUAUUUGUGGGUAUUUUGUCGUUAUAUGCUAUUAAUGUUACAAAUUCAUCCUUUUUGUUUUUAA